Rotaria sp. Silwood1 is the source of this 1743-nucleotide messenger RNA. The record is from the annotation of a GenBank genome assembly. Lineage: Eukaryota; Metazoa; Rotifera; Eurotatoria; Philodinida; Philodinidae.
AUGUCAAACAACACGAGUCCAUCAAUUCAAACAUUACCCGUAGAAAUACUGCAUCGUAUUUUUGAUAGUCUUGAUGCUCAAACAAUUUUAUUUUCAAUUCAACCAGUAUGCCGAUUAUUUCGAGCAAUGGUCAAUACUUAUGAUCGGUAUUUUUUGGAUUUUAAGUCAAUAUCAAAGUCAAAUUUCCAUCUAUUGUGCCGUUUAAUCAAUCCUCAAAAUGUUAUAUCAUUAAGACUUUGUGAUGAUGUAUAUACUCCAAAUCAAAUUGCUUUAUUUAUUUCAUUGGUUCGUCUUCGACAAUUUACUCGACUUCAUUCAAUAACGUUUUUUGGUAUUGAAGAAUUCCAAUUGAAUAUGAUUUUAAAACGUAUCAAUUUAAAUUUAUUGAAUUCAUUUUCAUUGAAUAUUCGAGAAUAUGAUAAUAGGCGAAGAAACACAACACUAAGUUUUCUUUCCUCAAUUUUAGCACAAUCCAAUCUUCGAAAUGUUGAACUGAAUAUAAGAAAUGAUCGAAUAUCUAGUACAUUAUGGCCUGCCACUUCUAGGAUCGAAUAUUUAAUUAUAGAUUCAGAUAUUAGUUUUCACAGUAUAUUCACUAUUCUUUCAUGUUCUCCACAACUGCACACACUCAUUUUGAAACAAAAUUCACCAACUUUAAUUGAGAAUAUGAAACAGACAUAUUCUUUUCCACAAUUAAUUUCAUUGACUAUAGAAAACCUAGAUGUUAAUAUUGAUCAACUUGAAUCAUUUGUUUUCCUAAUGCCAUCACUUAUCUAUCUAAAAUUAAUAGGUCAACAAUAUGUAUUUGAUGGGAAGCGAUGGGAACAAUUUAUUCAAAUAAGUCUUCCUAAUUUGAACAAUUUUGAAUUUUUCAUUGAUAUUUCAAAUUCAAUUAGUCAAACUCAAGAAAAUCUUCAAUUAAUAAUUGAUUCAUUUCGAAGUCCAUUUUGGAUUGAAUAUAAAAAAUGGUUUGUAGCCUGUCAGUAUACUCCUAGUUAUCCAUAUACGACUCAAAUAUAUUCGAUACCAAUUUGUAAAUCUAUUGUUCAAUAUGAUGUGAAUUCAAAAAAUAUAAAUCUUUCUAAUUCGACAACGUUAUUGACCUAUGAUCCAUUAACAAUAAAGAAUAUUAAUGAAAUUGUUUUAUCACUGGGCUCCUCGACAUAUGAAAAUACGAGAGAAAAAUCAUCAAGAAUCAAUGUUAUGUUUUCUAAUGUAACUAAAAUUCAUGUAAAACUUGAUAACAAACCUCCUUUGGAUUCAUUAGAAGUUCUUACUAAAGUAAUCGAUGUUUCGAAAUUGGUUGAAGUUAAAUUACAAAUCCGCUAUUUUAAACAAGAUAUUCAAAAUCUUUUGUUUGAAAUUAUUUCUUUUCUCGAACAAGCGUAUUCUCUUUCGUCUUUGAUAUUUUAUGGAAAUUACUAUAAAGGCGAAUUGUAUCCAUAUGUGAAGCAUAUAUGCUCAAUAAUUCCACGCCAGAUCAAGCAUUUACAAAUACCGAUCAAUCAAUUAGAUCAAAUCGAAGCCAUUUUGGAACGAUGUCAAAAUCUUUCAGUUAUACAGUUUGAAAUAACACGUUUGAAAUUUUCUCAAGAGGUCGUUGAUUGGUUUAAUCAACAUACUAUUGAUUCAACAAUUCAAAAACAUGCUAGAUGUAAUAUUAUAUGGAUUGGAAAGAAAAUAAAUCAUAUUACGGAUAAUCAUAAACGAAUUAAGUUAGAUGAAAAUCAAUUGGACUCUUAA